AUGACAAUUCCCACAGAAAAGAUGGGUGAGUUGGAAACCUCUACAGACCCAGCUAAUAGCAAACAAGUUCUCGAUAAUGUAAUGCCAUGUAAAUUAAAUACAAGUAAUGACAGUACUCAAGAUGCAACCGAUAAUGAACAACUUAUGGCAGUCAGCAAUGACGAUUUUCUUGAUAAUGGCUCCAACAUAAACGAGAAAACCAACGAACAACAGGAGCCGAUGUCGGAGUCGGACACUGAUACAGGAAGCGGUAAUGACUCCGCUGACGGAUCUGAAUCUGAGGACUGCGAGAACAAUGAAUCUCUGGCACCGGAAGGAAAAUAUGUUGAAUGCAUACUGGAAAUAUACUUACAUAAGUACCUGCUCCAAAAUACAAUUCACUACAAAUACUGUUUCGAUAUCCGACAUAAAGAAGAUCCACAGAAGAACGAAUACGUGUGGGAAGACUAUCGUAACCGUAACAAAGGACAUGGCCUAGAUCAGAACAGAAAGUUCUUUAUAGAUAAGAACAUGCUACCCAAGGAUGAUUCGACAUGGCAUCAGUACGAUGGUGUCGCUGUUCCAGACGCAGAUGAAGGUGUAUUUAAACGCAUAGGUAGAGCUAUUAAAAAUUCCUUUACCGGUGAAAAUACAAAAGCUGCAAUGGGGAUUUGUAAGGAGUUUUUCUGUGAUUUCCUGCCACCGCUGUUUAAAGCACCAAUCCUCAAGGACUUAGACUUGCCAGUUAUUGGAGAUGAAAUCGAACAAGUAAAAAUGUUGAUGAAUGGACUGCGAAAUGUUUACGUUGUUGAUUACCAAUGCUGGCGCAACGCUGUGGAUUUUAAACACGAAACUAUCGAAACGUUCAUGACCACACUUUUGGAUGAAAUGUCAAAAGAUUCAUCUACUCAGACGAAUACAGCGCAAGUCAUCCAAGCCAUAGGCGUGGCUAUUGCUUGUCAUUGUUUAGAGAUACAGCUGUCGCAUAAGGCUUUGCGGAAGUUAUGUAAAUGUCUUUUGGUGACGAUAGACAACACCAAUAAGAGCGUCGUAGAAUGGGAACCGGUUAAAAGGCUGGUUAAUUCAGAUAAGUUGAAGAAAGCUUUAACAUGGAUUGCAAAGCAGUUUACGUCAUUGGGAGAUGUGAAAGAUCCAUCAUGGAUGUACUGCCUUCCACUUUUUCAUCUCGUGUUUGGAGUAUGUACUCCAUUUGAAGAAAAAACAAAAGUCAUUGACCAUGCCAAUGAUAAACCAAUAUGGUGGGGAGUAGCUGAAAUACAAGAUGUUGUGGCAUCUUUUAAAUCAAACAACAACAAAUCUUUGAUUUCCCUUGACACAGUAGUGAACAAGCUAAUUCCUUUAUUUGAAAUGGAUUUCUACUUGCCGCGGUCUAUCGUUGCAUCAUUCAGCUGCUCCGACCUUCAUAAAUUAACCGAACAAUGGGUCCCUAUAGAAGUGGCGUGUGCUGCCUUGGUGUACUGGACUAAAACGACCAGGGAAACAUACUCUUCUCUUUAUAACGAUAAUGAAAAGAAAGUCGAUGAAACAUUAAACGUAAUACUGGACAGAUUUCAGCGGGAAAGCUCUUCCGGAAAAGGAUUGAACUCGUCAUAUUGGAUGACGCAUAAGAUAUCAUAUGAUUUGGUAAUGGAGGCGUUCAGUCACCACCCAAACAGAGUCUCAAAGAGGUUGCGCAGUGUGAAAAUAUUCCUUCACUCUAGCGCGAUGUACUGCUCUUUCCAUGCGGAAACUGAACAAGACACUACGCGGCAAGACACUGAAUCAAAACAACUCAUAAAUACCGUUGUCACAAAAGGCAGCAAUUUUCUCACACAUAUAACAAAUGAUGAGCACUUACUUUGGGGAUUGGAAAAAACUUUAGAGAUCUGGAAUUCAGAAUUCAUUGAAAAUCCUCGUGCGGAUCCUGUUCUUCAGGAAUGGAAUAACUCCAUAUCAACAAAACUUCAGACUGUGUUAAAACAAAUGUGCACGAAUAGCUUAACGAGGGAAAAAUUCAUAGCCCACUUUUGCAGAGAUGGCGACAAAUACAACACAACUAUGCAUGCAUGCCUCGAAAACGUCGCAUUUGAGGUCAUUGAACACGUCCUGUGUUCCUAUUCCCCGAUAAGCGACACUGAACGGAUUCGAUACAGUGAUCUACUAUCAAGAUUUUUCAAUGAUAAUUGGGAACGAGCGUACAAGACACACGUUACAAUCGACAUUUUGCAUCUUGCUAUAACAUGGUCGCCAAUGAAGCACUUUGUUAAAAUACAAAAUCAAAAAACACUUACCUUCCAUGAAGGAUGUGUCGACAAAAUACAGCAAGUAUGUGCGACAAUCGAAAGUAUUCGCUACUCAAUACACGCAGGCUCAGUGGAUGUUAGGAUGCUUAAGUUUAUACAAGAACACUUAGAUCCUUUCUGUGACUUAGUUGCACUUAUGCAUAAAGAUGGUACCAUACAAAGACAGGUGACUUCUAGGUUGAUUCAUCUACGAAUGAAAGAGGUUGAAUCUUAUAAUAUUCUUGCAGAAUUAAUGAGGCGCUUUCUGACGUUGUGUGAACAGUUUCAGGGUAAGGAUAGUGAUACUGGUCAUGAACGUAAGUUUUAA
This is a messenger RNA of Dreissena polymorpha, 2589 nucleotides long. Its product is annotated as E3 ubiquitin-protein ligase rnf213-alpha-like. The record is from RefSeq and is a predicted model, not a curated record. Bases 1 to 2589 code for a protein of 862 amino acids. The transcript is spliced from 12 exons. NCBI's taxonomy places the organism in Eukaryota, Metazoa, Mollusca, Bivalvia, Myida, Dreissenidae.